This is a messenger RNA of Peronospora belbahrii, 1578 nucleotides long. The record is from the annotation of a GenBank genome assembly. Lineage: Eukaryota; Oomycota; Peronosporomycetes; Peronosporales; Peronosporaceae.
AUGUCGUCUACUACCACAUGUCACAAAAGAAAACGAAUUUCCGAAGGGGGGGUCAUGGUGUUAGCAGAACUUGGAUCGAAGUUGCAAGACGCACUGGGCAAACUAAACCGAACGACGGUAGUGGACGAUGAGGUGUUAAAUGCUUUGCUUAAGGAGAUUUGUGGUGCGCUGCUCGAAUCCGACGUGCAGGUGAAACUCGUGCGCCAACUCCGCGACAAUGUUAAGCUGGCUGUGAACCUGGAGGACGUGAGUUCGGGUACGAACCGCCGUCGACUUAUUCAAAAGUCCGUGCUGGAACAUUUGGUGCAGAUGCUGCAGCCAGAGGCGCAGCCUUACAAGAUGAAGAAAGGUCAGAGCAAUGUGAUCAUGUUUGUCGGACUUCAAGGCAGCGGCAAGACGACGAGCAUUGCCAAGUUUGCUCACUACUACCAGCGCAAAGGCUGGAAGACCUGUAUGGUCUGUGCCGAUACUUUUCGCGCUGGAGCUUUUGACCAGCUAAAGCAAAACUCUACAAAGCUGCGUAUCCCGUUUUACGGCAGUUACACGGAGGCCGACCCUGUCCGCAUCGCAGAAGAAGGUGUGGCUCAGUUUCGAGCUGAGAACUAUGAGCUUAUUCUUGUUGAUACUAGUGGUCGCCAUAAGCAGGAGACCGAUCUGUUUGCAGAGAUGAAAGAAGUCUCCGCGGCGAUAAAACCUGAUGACGUCGUGUUUGUCAUGGAUUCGACGAUUGGUCAAGCUGUGUUCGACCAGGCCAGGGCUUUUCGCCAGACAGUAGAUGUAGGCAGUGUGAUCAUUACCAAGCUUGAUGGUCAUGCCAAGGGCGGAGGUGCUCUUAGUGCCGUGGCGGCCACCGGGUCGCCCAUCAUUUUCUAUGGUACUGGUGAACAUUUUGCGGACUUUGAGUCGUUUAACGCGCAGAGCUUCAUGAGUCGUCUGAUGGGAAUGGGAGAUAUCAGAGGGCUGAUGGAGGAAGUGAAGACUAGUGGUAUGCUCGAUAAUCAGGAGGAAAUGGUUGAAAAGUUUCAAAAGGGCGUAUUCACGCUGCGAGACAUGUACAAGCAGUUCCAGAGCGUCAUGAAGAUGGGUCCGCUGAGUAAGGUAAUGUCAAUGAUCCCUGGGCUGCCUCAGGGCAUGGGCGAUAUGAUGAACAUGACUGGAGGUGAGGAGGAAUCUUCAAAACGAUUUCGUCGGUUCCUUUUCAUGAUGGACAGUAUGACAGAUGCUGAGCUCGAUGGCAUUGUUCCUAUUUCGGAAUCGCGCCAAACGCGAGUUGCGCGUGGCUCGGGCUGCCAGCUGUAUGAGGUGGAAUUCUUACUGAAGUGUCACAAGCAGUUCGCGACUGUUGUGAGCCGCAUGGGAAAAAGCGGCCUUAUGAAGGCGGGAGAUGCUGCCUUGGGCAAACAAAUGGCACGUAACCCGAACGCUGUGAUGCAGCAGCUGUCGAAGGUCAUGGAUCCGAAGAUGAUGGCGCAGGUUGGAGGCCCGCAGAACAUAAUGCGAAUGAUGAAGCAGAUGCAAGGUAUGGAUCCUAGCGCAGUAGGCGACAUUACUAAAAUGGCCCAGGGUAUGCCGUUUUAG